Molecule: messenger RNA, 2270 nt
Organism: Mugil cephalus (flathead mullet)
Lineage: Eukaryota; Metazoa; Chordata; Actinopteri; Mugiliformes; Mugilidae
Product: pyruvate dehydrogenase E1 component subunit alpha, mitochondrial-like
Exons: 13
Coding region: 109-1404 (431 amino acids)
Biological process (GO): pyruvate decarboxylation to acetyl-CoA
Cellular component (GO): intracellular membrane-bounded organelle
Molecular function (GO): pyruvate dehydrogenase (acetyl-transferring) activity
Source: RefSeq, a predicted model, not a curated record
UCACUCCGGCGCUUUUUCUCGGAGGGAGACUAACACUGAAUUAGCAACAGUUGGUGUCUAUUACGCACCACCCUAAUCCUCUACAGAGUCAGGUCGUCGCCUAGUAGCAUGAAAACCAUGUUAGCAAUUAUCUCAAACGCACUUUGUAGGAUCACUGGCAGGAAUGUGGGAGCCCAAACAGUGUCGGAGCUGCUGAUUGACCUGUCAGAGUACGUCAGUCUAUCGUCGCCCGCGGCGCCUGCUUUGCCAAAGUCCCAGCGACAACCACCUAAACCACCACCAGGAGCCAGAGUUGUUGUCUCCCGCUCCUUUGCUGACUUCACCCCUCAGACCACCUUUGACAUCAAGAAAUGUGACCUCCACCGCCUGGAGGAGGGUCCUCCACUGAAGGCUGAGCUGACGAGGGAGCAGGGUCUGCAGUAUUACCGCACCAUGCAGACUGUGAGGCGCAUGGAGCUCAAAGCUGAUCAGCUCUACAAGCAGAAGAUCAUCAGAGGCUUCUGUCAUCUGUAUGAUGGACAGGAAGCGUGUGCUGCAGGCAUCGAGGCUGCCAUUAACCCCUCGGAUCAUCUGAUCACAGCCUACCGCGCGCACGGAUACACCUACACCCGUGGCGUGUCCGUCAAAGAGAUCUUGGCUGAGCUUACAGGCCGUAAAGGCGGUGUGGCCAAAGGGAAGGGAGGCUCAAUGCACAUGUAUGCUCCACAUUUCUAUGGAGGCAACGGCAUCGUUGGUGCACAGGUACCUUUGGGAGCAGGUAUCGCUCUGGCCUGCCAAUAUCAAGGUAACAACCAGGUGUGCGUCACGCUUUAUGGAGAUGGAGCAGCUAAUCAGGGCCAGCUCUUCGAGACCUAUAACAUGGCUGCCUUGUGGAAGCUACCAUGUAUUUUCAUCUGUGAGAACAACAAGUACGGCAUGGGGACGUCAGUGGAGAGAGCUUCAGCCAGCACUGAUUACUACAAGAGAGGAGACUUCAUCCCUGGAAUCAGAGUAGAUGGAAUGGACGUCCUGUGUGUCAGAGAAGCCACCAAGUUUGCUGCAGAUCACUGCCGAGCUGGAAUGGGUCCUAUUAUAAUGGAGCUGCAGACCUACCGUUACCAUGGUCACAGCAUGAGUGACCCUGGCGUCAGCUACCGCACUCGUGACGAGAUUCAGGAGGUUCGUAGUAAGAGUGAUCCCAUCUCCAUGCUGAAGGAACGCAUGCUCAGCAACAACAUGGCAUCUUCAGAGGAGUUCAAGGAAAUAGAUGUAGCGAUCCGUAAGGAGGUGGAGGAUGCGGCCCAGUUCGCGACUUCUGAUCCAGAGCCACCACUGGAGGAGCUCUGCAACCACAUCUUCUAUAACAGCCCGGCGCUGGAGGUCCGAGGCACUCACCCAUGGUCCAAACUCAAGUCCACCAGCUAGACUCCACCACACAUGUACCCAAAUAUACACUGACACUACAAACACUUCCUUCACUUUCCUGGACCUUAGAGCUCAACAUUGUGCACCUUGAUGGGACCCAGCUUUUAUCAGAAACCUUGCAAUGUUACUUGUAUACUUGACUUAUUUAUACGUUUAUUUAGAAAUAUUUAUUGCGUAUGUCUGUUCUGCUCUCUCCUGCUGUAGUUUUGCUGGUUGAUGAGUAAACCAUGUUUAAAAAAAGGUUUAAAAAGUCACAAGGCUGCACUAUAAAUGAACAAAAAUCUUGUUUUCCUCUUACGACGUUUCCAUAACAAACUUUCCUUCAUGUUUAUCCUGUGUUUUAAGCUGUUCUUAAAAGUUUAAAAUGUCCAGAAACAGUUUACGACCCUCUAGCUUGAGCUUGUAGUCAUGAAUAUUGUGUGUCUUAAAGCACAGAACCAUCUGCUAUGUAUUUAGACAAUUCUGGCCUCUUUACUUGGUGAUUAGUGUUUUAUUUGAGAGAAGAUAAAGGAACAUGGGCAUGGCUGCUACAAGAAAGAGUUUUAAUUUUAAUACCUUCAGUUUUGUUCUACACUAGAAACUGAUGAAAGGUAAUGAUUGAACUUUACCUGCUUGAGUCAUGGUUGAGACAAUAGAAUCUAGUUUGUGGGUAAAACAAAGGCAAACAUUUUUUGUUGGUCAAAUAGAUACACUAUUUAGAUGCAAUAUAUUUUACUGUUUACCACUUUUACAAGUGCAGGUGCAGAAAUUGAAUACUAUUAUGAAUCUGUUAAAGAAGAACUGAUGUCUAUGUACAGAUCAGAAAGUUUAUUUGUGCGUAGGACAGACUGUGAAAUAAAUGCUUUAAAGAAAAAGUGUUUUCUUUA